AUGGAGAGCGCGGUGCGGCGGUUACACGCGUUACAACGGUCGACGACCAAUGUGCGAAACGUGUGCGUGUUGGCGCACGUCGAUCACGGGAAGACGACGCUCUCGGACGGGUUGAUCGCGCACAAUGGAUUCAUCAGUCGAAGACAGGCGGGACGGAUGCGAUUCAUGGAUUUUUUAGAGGAUGAACAAAAGCGAGGGAUCACGAUGAAGAGCGCGGGGAUCUCGUUGUUGUACACGCCGAGGCGGCGCGGCGACGCGGACGCGGAGGACGCGGAGGACGCGAGGGCACCGAUUUUGAUCACCCUGGUGGAUUCACCGGGACACGUUGAUUUCUGUAGCGAAGUGUCGACCGCGGCGAGGUUAUCGGACGGGUGUUUGGUCGUCGUGGACGUCGUGGAGGGGGUGUGCGUGCAGACGCACGCGGUUUUGAGACAGGCGUGGGAGGAGCGGUUGAAGCCGUGUUUGGUGUUCAAUAAACUCGAUCGGUUGAUCGUCGAGUUGGGAUAUUCCCCGCUGGAAACGUACGAGAAGAUUCGGGGAUUGAUACACGAGGUGAAUGGGUUGAUGAGCGCGUUCGAGAGCGAAAAGUUCAUCUCUCGCGUGGACACGUUUUUGCACAACGAAACGCGCAGGGAGGAAUCGGGACACGGCGACGACCUCGAGACGUCGACGAGCGAUUACUUGGAAGAGGACGAGGCGUCGAUGCAUGAUGGUGUCGAUGAAGAGGACGCGUUUAGCGUCGCGCGUGGGAACGUCGCAUUCGGGAGCGCGAUAGACGGAUGGGCGUUUAGGCCCGAUGAGUUCGUCGAGCUGUACGCCGGAAAGCUCGGGUGCUCGGAAUCGGCGCUCAGGAAAGCGCUCUCGGGAGACUGGUACUUCCACCCGAAGACGCGAAAAAUUGUGAGUCGUAAGGUGGCGAACGGAAAGCUCAAACCUCUGUUCGUGCAGUGCAUACUGGAUCCGAUUUGGAAGCUCUACGCCACGGCGGAGAGCGAAAAGAACGGGGAGUGGGUGGAGAAGGAUUUGGCGACGCUCGCGAAAGCGCUCAAAGUGGACAUUCCAGAGAAGGACCUCGCACAAAGUGAUCGCAGAAUGGCGCUUCAGAGCGUUAUGCGUGCGUGGCUCCCGAUGUCGCCGUGUUUGCUCGAGAUGAUUACCCAGUGCAUCCCUGGACCGCGCGAGGCGGCUCCGAGACGUGUCAAUCGAGUGCUCCCGCAACCGGUGUUACGAAAGGCUCGUCCGUCGGGUGUCGACGACGCUCGACGCGCGGUGAUGGAAUGCGACUCAUCUCCAGAGGCGAUGAAGAUUGUGUUCGUGAGUAAGAUGAUGGCGGUCCCUCGGUCGCACGUCCAAGGAGCGGAACGCGAGCAGGGCGGAGAGGAGAUGAAAUUUCUCGCCUUUGCGCGCGUGUACUCUGGAGUCGUUCAAAAGGGCGACAAAGUGUUCGUCUUGCACUCGGGGCACGAUCCGAGCGAUUACGACUCGGAGACGAUCGAGGAAGUGAUUCUAGACGAACUCUACCUCAUGAUGGGCCAAGGAAUGUUCGCCGUGGACGAAGUUCCCGCGGGAAACCUGCUCGCCAUUGGAGGUUUGGAGAGCGUUGUUUUGAAAUCCGCGACUUUGAGUUCAUCCGCGGAGUGCCCACCGUUCGGGGAUAUGAUGUUCCAAGCGGCGGCGAUCGUGAAAGUGGCGAUUGAGCCGGAGAAUGUUACCGAUAUGGACGCCUUGAUACAAGGCUUGCGGCUGUUGAAUCGCGCGGACGCAUUCGUCGAAGUGAGUCUCAUGGACACGGGCGAGCACGUCAUCGCCGCCGCGGGCGAGGUUCACCUCGAGCGAUGUGUCGCGGAUCUGCGAGAGCGCUUCGCCAGGGUCCCAAUCAGGGUAUCGCCGCCGAUUAUUUCGUUCCGCGAGACGGUGACCUCGGUCGCCACGGCGUCGAGCACGACGGCGAACGGUCGCCUGACAAUUUCUUGUACGGUUAAACCAAUGUCGAAUUUCAUCAUUCGAGUCGUAGACGACUCCGCGGAUCAACUUAAGGUGCUUCUGGAGGGUAAGAUGGACGAGGAAGGGGAAGAAAACAAGAAACUCGCGCGAGAAUUCAUGGAGAAGCUCGCGGCUGCGCGCGAGGCGUCGACGUACGACGAACAAGGACCAGAGGGGAUUUGCGAGGACACGUUUCGCUCCGCCUGGGUCCUCGGUCCAAAACGCGUGGGAUCAAACGUCUUGAACGUCGGCACGUACACCGCCGACGUCGAUGACGAUGAGAAAGAGUUUGGACACGCUACCGCCGCGAUCUCGCUCGGUCUGAGGAAAGAGUACGAUCCCGAAGAGUUGGACGAGGCCACCCUUAACGCGACGGACUUCGAUAUCAACGCCGCGCAAGGGAGCGUUUUGACGGGAUUCCAGAUGGCGACCGAUCGCGGUCCUCUGUGCGAUGAGCCCCUCACCGGGGUCUGCAUGAAGCUGAACUUGGCGUUGAAUCCCAGGGAUGAGGGCGCGGGUGACCAAGACGAACAGUUCGGCCCGCUCUCGGGGCAAAUCAUCAACACCGUUCGAGACGCCAUUCGGCGGGCGGUGAUGAAAGCCGGGACCCGACUAGUGGAGGCCAUGUACUUGGCGGUUAUCACGACGACGUCGGAAGCGCUCGGGGGGACGUACGCCGUGCUCGGGAAGCGUCGAUCGCAGAUUUUGUCCGAAACCAUUCGCGAGGGCACGGGGGUGUUCGUCAUUCACGCCUACCUCCCUGUGGCGUCGUCCUUUGGUUUCGUCGACCAGCUUCGAGCGCAAACGUCCGGGGCGUCUACGGCGCAGUUAGUGUUCAGUCAUUGGUCCACCAUGGACAUCGAUCCAUUCUUCACUCCGACAACCGAGGAAGAGCGCGAGGAGUUCGGCGAAGACGGGGACGUGGGACCGAACAUAGCGCGUCAGCUCAUGGAUUCAGUUCGCAGGCGCAAGGGAUUAAAGGUUGAGGAGAAGAUCGUGCAGGUGGCCACGAAGCAGAGAACACUCGCGAGGAAGGCGUGA
This is a messenger RNA of Ostreococcus tauri, 3024 nucleotides long. Its product is annotated as Translation elongation/initiation factor/Ribosomal, beta-barrel. The transcript has 2 exons. The coding region runs from base 1 to 3024 and encodes 1007 amino acids. Gene Ontology annotation, biological process: cytosolic ribosome assembly. The record is from RefSeq and is a predicted model, not a curated record. Gene Ontology annotation, molecular function: ribosome binding; GTPase activity; GTP binding. Gene Ontology annotation, cellular component: cytosol; ribonucleoprotein complex. Lineage: Eukaryota; Viridiplantae; Chlorophyta; Mamiellophyceae; Mamiellales; Bathycoccaceae.